AUGAGGCUAAGAACAACUGUCUAUGUGCCUUUCUUUCUGCACUUCGACCAGGAGUGCACAAAUCCUGAAUCAUUGAAACAUGUAGAGGAUGCUAUGCAGUCCAGUGUGGCUGUGUAUGUAACAAUUAGGACCGAGCGAUUUGCGGACUCUCCCUUCUGCAAUGACAUCUUCCAGUCGGUGGAGGAGCAAGGAGCGUUCGCGCGAAUCACAUGGGGACAGCUAAAGCCGAUGCUUCGUGGCAAGGUUCUCUACACUCCGAACACCCCUGCUGUUCUCAGGGUGCUGAAGGAGGCCAAUCUGACCUUCGAUGCGUUGGCGAGGGUGCAGACCCUGGCAACGUACUACAUGGACGUCAUCUACCCAGACCUGUGGGAAUGGUUGAAUAGCAGUGCCACGAUAACCAUGCUGAGGGACGCUGCGUCGAGCCCCGUGCUAGCCGAGGCGCUCUACCAGCGCUGGGAAAUUGACCUCCGAGCGGAGAUGAGCGUGCUCUCACGGUUUCUCAACAACGGGCCACGAGUAUUCGGCGAUCCAGACUGGCGGGACUUGAUGGAGCUAUCGUUCACCGUUGCUAACCUCACGAACGAAAUCCUCGGCUGUUUUGAGCUGGAUAAGUUUGAGGCGGUGGAGGAUGAGGAGGCUGUGGUCCUACGCGGGCUGGAGCUUCAGAAGGACAGCCUGCUGUGGGCGGGGCUCGUCUUCGAGACGACGUCAGCCGACGACGCGACGGAGCUACCCCCGCACGUCACGUUCAAGAUACGCAUGGACAAGGAGCGGGUGGACAGUACGACGAGUGUGCAGGACAAGUAUUGGAGCAUGCGGCCGCGCAGCAACCCCCAGACCGACAUGAAGUACAUCUUCUACGGGUUCUCCUACCUGCAGGACAUGGUGGAGAACGGCAUCGUUAAGGUGCAGACGGGAGCGAAGGACCUCGUCGGAGCUUACGUGCAGCAGUUCCCCUCGCCAUGCUACGUCGACGACAAGUUCAUGUAUGCGAUCUCGGGGAGCCUUCCCAUGUUCAUGACCCUCGCCUGGAUCUACUCCGUCGCGAUGAUCGUGAAAAACAUCGUCUACGAAAAAGAGAAACGACUGAAGGAAGUCAUGAAGAUGAUGGGACUGUCUAAUGGACAGCUGUGGCUCUCCUGGUUCAUAGACUGCUUUGUCGUGAUGUUCAUCACAGUGAUCGUACUUGUCAUCCUAUUCAAGUAUGGAGGAAUCUUGGAGCAUUCGAAUCCCUGGGUUGUGCUACUGUUUAUGACCGUGUUUACUGUCACCACGAUCAGCUUUGCCUUCCUUGUCAGUACCUUCUUCUCCAAAGCCAACCUCUCGGCUGCGGCUGGUGGAAUCAUCUUCUACUGCAUCUAUCUGCCAUACCUCUUCACCUUCCAGUGGCAGGAGGUGAUGUCCUCUUCUCAGAAAAGUGCUCUGAAUCUGUUAUCGAACGUGGCGUUUGGCACGGGCAGCUACUACCUCGCUCAGAUGGAGCAGAAGCAAGAAGGAGCGCAGUGGCACAACCUGUGGCAAUCGCCGAUACCCGGAGACAACUACAACUUUGCGAUGUGUAUCAUUAUGCUGGCAGUAGAUGGCGUCAUCUAUGCGGUGCUUACCUGGUACAUCGAGGCCGUGUUUACAGGCGAGUACGGGGUCCCGCGGCCAUUCUACUUCCCGCUGACGAAGUCGUACUGGUGCGGGACCAAGCCGACCGUGAACCAGGUCGUUGACGAUUACACGGAGCGCGACGUAGAGAUGGACCAUGAUGAUGCCAUCUUGCGCACAGGUAACGGGACGAGCAUCGAGCGUGAGCCGGCCCACCUGAAGCUGGGUGUGUCUGUCAGGAACCUGAGGAAGGUCUACCAGCGAGGACAGAAGCCAGCCGUUGACGGUCUCUCGCUCAACUUCUACGAGGGUCAGAUAACGUCGUUCCUCGGCCACAACGGAGCCGGAAAAACCACCACAAUGUCUAUACUGACUGGCCUGUACGUUCCUACGUCUGGCACGGCAUUCAUCCACGGACACGACAUCAUGACCAGCAUGGAUGACAUACGGAAGAGUUUGGGCAUGUGUCCUCAACACAAUGUCCUAUUUGACCAGCUCACUGUAGAAGAGCACAUCUGGUUCUAUGGACAGUUGAAGGGAUGUAGUAAGGAGAGGAUUGAGGUGGAGAUGGGUAAGAUCAUUACCGACAUAGGCCUGCCCCACAAGCGCCAUGAGACAUCCAACCAUCUGUCAGGUGGCAUGCAGCGAAAGCUCUCCAUCGCGAUCGCGUUUGUCGGCGGAUCCAAGACAGUGAUACUGGACGAGCCGACAGCUGGGGUCGACCCGUUCGCUCGCCGCAGCAUAUGGGACCUACUCGUCAAAUACAAGAAAGGUCGCACGGUCAUCCUGUCCACACAUCACAUGGACGAGGCGGACCUGCUUGGAGAUCGCAUCGCCAUCAUAUCGCAGGGCAAGCUCUGCUGCUGCGGCUCCAGCCUCUUCCUGAAGAACGUCUACGGCAACGGAUACUACCUCACGCUCGCCAAGGCCGAGAAACACCACAGCACGGACGGCAGCGGCGGCGGUUCAGAGAUGGGCAGGUCGCUCACAGAGAGUACGAUGGCACUGAUGAUACAGCUGAAGAGGAAAAUGAGACUAAAUCCACAGCCUCCUGCAGCUUCCUACGUUAUUCACCACGAAUCUAUGACAACUACUAUAGACGACCAAUUGGAUGCCAGCGACAAGGUGGUCAGCGGUGGUGAACUCCGACGGCAGCAGUUUAGCGCCCUCUAUAUCAAGCGUUUCCACAAUUCGAUGCGCAGCAGGAAGGGUUUCUUCUGUGAGAUUAUUCUGCCAGCAUUGUUCAUAUGCAUGGCGAUGGUGUUUGCAGUGUUCACGCCGGGCAUCGGCAACCAACCAGAGCUGGAACUCACACCGUGGCUGUACGGCCCUCCAAACUAUGUCUUCUACUCUAAUGAUGCUCCGGGCAACGUUUCCUCUGAUCGCCUAGAGAGGGCACUACUAGACCCUCCAGGACUCGGCACUAGAUGCAUGCUCGACUACAGCAUACCUUCGAAGCCGUGCGUUCCCGUCAACAACUCCGUGUUCGGUCAGACAAUCCUGCCAGCAGACGUCAUGGAACUGCUCCUCAACGGAAAUUGGACGGAGGAAAACCCAAGUCCGGCUUGUAGCUGCGAGGAAACUGGAUUCCAGGAAUGUCCUGCUGGUGCGGGUGGAAUGCCACCACCCUACAUGCUGGCCGAUACAACUGACUAUAUACAGAACAUGACCGGUCGUAACAUCACAGACUACCUGCUCAUGACUUAUAACGAGUAUGAGACAUCAAGGUAUGGCGGCUUUUCCUUCGGCGUGGUGAACGAGGCUGCUGUAGCCAACACGACCCAGCUGGCGGCGUCCAUAGCUCAGCUGGCAGGUUUCAUGUCUCAGGUCGGCAACUUCAGCGACGAAUUCUGGCAGCAGCUUACACAGACUAUAGAGGAUCUCAGCACGAGAGACAACACCAUGGUGUGGUUCAACAACAAGGGAUGGGCGGCGAUGGUUGCCUACACUAACAGUCUGAGCAACCUGAAGCUGAGAGCUAACCUGAAUGACAGCGUGGACGCGCGGCAGUACGGCAUCACGGCGGUCAACCAUCCGAUGAACCUCACACAGGAUCAGCUAGCGAGGAAAGCAACGAAUCAGGAGUUUACAGCGCUGUCGAUCGCCGUCUGUGUGAUAUUCGCAAUGUCGUUCAUUCCUGCGAGUUUCGUCAUGUUCCUGAUCGAUGAACGAACAUCAAACGCCAAGCACCUUCAGUUUGUCAGUGGCCUCAACCCAACAAUGUACUGGGUGGGAAACUUCACCUGGGACAUGUGUAACUACCUCAUCUCCUGCAUACUCUGCAUCAUUAUCUUCGUGGCGUUCAAUCAGAAAGCUUACGUGUCAGCGGACAACAUUGGAGCUCUCAUCACCAUCCUCGUGCUGUAUGGCUGGUCGAUCAUCCCGAUGAUGUACCCGUUGAGUUUUGUGUUCAACACUCCGAGCACUGCCUUCGUCGCUCUGUCAUGCGUCAAUCUGUUCCUCGGCGUAGUAUCGACCUGUGCGACGUUCAUCCUCCAAUCGCUACAGGAGCCGGACCUUGACGACAUCAACGAGAUCCUGAUGCGGGUCUUCCUCCUGCUGCCUCACUACUGUCUCGGCCGCGGCCUUAUGGACAUGGCGUCCAAUCAGAUCAUGGUCGACACGUUCGCUAAGUACGGCGAGUACGUGUGGCGUAAUCCGUUCGAGUGGGACUUCCUCGGGCGCAACGUCGCGGCGAUGGUCGGCCUCGGAACCCUCUUCUUCCUCUUCACCAUCUGCUGCGAGUACCGAUUCUGGUGGAAGCAGAAGCCGGUGGAGAUUGACGCUGCCAUGCUGGACGGGGAGGACGUGGACGUGUCGAGAGAGAGGAGCCGCGUUCUCAACGGCCAGGCCUCCGACGACGCUCUCCUGCUGAGAAAUCUCACAAAGAUCUGUAAGACUAAUAAGGGCAAUCUGACGGCUGUGGACCGGCUGUGUGUGGGCGUGCCUCGCGGUCAAUGCUUUGGCCUGCUAGGGGUCAACGGUGCGGGCAAGACCACGACCUUCAAGAUGCUGACCGGUGACGUAUCUGUGAGCGGAGGCAACGCUUACCUCAACAACUACAGCAUACUGACGGAUCUAAAGUCGGUAAAGCAUCAGACAAUCUCGCCGUACUGCCCUCAGUUCGAACGCACUCAUACCCUCCUCACGGGACGAGAGCAUCUACAGCUGUUUGCACGGCUGAGGGGCAUCGCCAAUGAUGACCUUGAUCAGGUAGUGAUAGAGGUGGUGACGGUCGAUCAAGCGCUUGGACUGAGUGACUAUCAAGACCGGCCAGCCGGCAAUUACUCUGGAGGAAACAAACGCAAGCUGUCAACCGCCAUCGCUCUUAUUGGUGACCCGCCCGUGAUAUUCCUGGACGAGCCAACAACGGGCAUGGACCCGAAGUCACGCAGAUUCCUGUGGAACUGUAUCCUGUCCAUCGUCAAGAAUGGAAGAUCUGUGAUUCUCACCUCACACAGGUUUGGUGGAGGUUACACCCUUGUCGUGCGUAUCAUGGGCGACGCACCAGAUCUAGGAGUCAUGAUGCAGUUCGUAUCCACUAACUUUCCGGGAGCGAUCUUAAAGGAACAGCAUCACAACCAGCUGCAGUAUCUACUCAACACGAACUCUGUGUCUCUCGCUCAGCUGUUUCACACGAUGGAAGCGGCUAGAGGACCUUACAACAUAGAGGACUAUUCCAUCAGUCAGACAACACUGGAUCAGGUGUUUGUCAACUUUGCUAAGAUGCAGACAGAUCUACUGGACAAGGACACUGCAUUGCUAGCGUCACAGCUCUCUCUCGUGAACGGAAGCUGCGCGACAGUUGAAGCCCACCCGUCCAGCCUAGCAAGUGUGCCUCAGGGCUGGGAGCAGGACAUGCUACCUCACGCUGAUGCUGAUGAUGCUGAUGCUAAUGUUCCCGACAUUGUUGCAUUUUAAUUACCGACUGGCUUCGGUGUGAAUUGGAUACCAGACCAUCAUCUCAAAUGCGCACGUACGCACGCAUGCACGCACGUGCAUACAUGUACGCGCGCGAACCCGCAUGCACGCGUAGCUACG
This is a messenger RNA of Priapulus caudatus, 5637 nucleotides long. Its product is annotated as ATP-binding cassette sub-family A member 1-like. Gene Ontology annotation, cellular component: intracellular membrane-bounded organelle; membrane. Gene Ontology annotation, biological process: transmembrane transport; lipid transport. NCBI's taxonomy places the organism in Eukaryota, Metazoa, Priapulida, Priapulimorpha, Priapulimorphida, Priapulidae. Gene Ontology annotation, molecular function: ABC-type transporter activity; ATP binding; lipid carrier activity. The record is from RefSeq and is a predicted model, not a curated record.